ACACACACACACACACACACACACCACACGCACAUACACAUCCCAGGGAGUGGGAGGCGGGGGAGACAAGGCCGGACGCCGCCACAGCUGCACAGGUACAGGCAGCUUCUGCUGGGAUCUGUCCAGUGCACCCUGACCCUUGAGGAGCCACGCCUGUAUACACACCAAAAUGGAUGACAAGAAGAAGAGGAGGAGCCCCAAGCCCUGCCUGGCGCAGCCUGCACCCCCUGCCAGUGCUCUGCGCAGGGUCCCAGUCCCUACCAGCCGAAGUGCCUCCUUCUCCUUGGGCCUCCCCCACCUGCCAUCCCCAAAGCAGCGCACCAAGUUUAAGAGGGUGACGAAGGAGAAGGGCCGCCCUGUGCUGGCGGGUGGAGGGAGUGCCCCAGCGGGCACCCCCUUGCAGCACUCCUUCCUGACGGAGGUGACCGGUGUCUAUGAGAUGGAGGGAGGGCUACUCAACCUACUCAAUGACUUCCAUUCUGGCCGGCUCCAGGCCUUUGGGAAGGAGUGUUCCUUUGAGCAGCUGGAGCAUGUCCGGGAGAUGCAGGAGAAGCUGGCUCGGCUGCACUUCAGCCUGGAUGUGUGUGGAGAGGAGGAGGAGGAUGACGACGAGGCUGAGGCUGAAGGGCUGCCCCAGGAACAGAAGAAAACAGUGGCUGAUCGGAACCUGGACCAGCUGCUUAGCAAUGGUCAUAGGAGUUAAGUGACUUGCUGGUACUUUAUCCACUGCGCAACCUAGCUGCCCUGCUUGGGACAGUUUUUAACCCAGUAGGAACUGAACUGGGCUAUGGGAUUUAGAGCCAGAAGGGAUCUUAGAGUACCCAAGGUCACACAGGGACAGAACCAGGAUUCCAGACCAGCUCCUCUGACUCCACCUGCCCAUGGUAGCUGGCCCUUUCCUUCCCAGCCCCCCAAAAAAGGAUUUGCUAAGCAGGCAAGUACAGUGGGUGAGAUUGGAGGGGAAGGGGCAGCUAGGUGGUGCAGUGGAUAAAGCACCGGCCCUGGAUUCAGGAGUAUCUGAGUUCAAAUUCGGCCUCAGAUACUUGACAUUUACUAGCUGCGUGACCCUGGGCAAGCCACUUAACCCCCAUAGCCCCACCAACCCCCCCUCCAAAAAAAAGGGGUUGGAGGGGACAAGGUUUAACCUAAUUAUAAAGAUGAUUUUUCAAGAACUCCAGACAGCUUAGAUCAAAGGCAGCAUGGACUUGGGGAAAGAGAGAGUAUUGUACUUUGAUUUCAGUGACAGACUUUGGUUCAAACACUGCUCGGUGUCUCCAAACCUACUUGCAGCUUAGGGAUAAAACUGGCCCCCGAUAGAAUUUAGAAUUUAGAUAGAAUUUAAAGGUUAUAGGUAAUGAAUGUCGUCAUAACCAGCAUCCUCAGAGCUGAAGGGAACAUCUAGUCCAAUCCUCAAUUGUCCGAUAAUGAAGCCGAGGGCCAGAGAGGGGAAGGGGACUCAAGGUCACACAGCAAAAGCUGGCUGUGGGGACAGAUGAGGAAGGGCGGGCCCUAGAGUGCCAUUGGCCUGAGCAGUCUGAUUCAGGUCAAGCAUGUUUUAGCUGCAAUCCUUAGCGCUUUGAAGGAAGAGGGCUCUGGUGACUAUGGGCAGAGCUGUGGGGAGUUACCAAGAAGGAGCAUGUGGGUCACCCAGGGUGGGCUGCAGUCCCAUGAUGCACAGCCCAGGCCCAGGCCACGCCAUCGGCUUCCCUUA
Messenger RNA from Dromiciops gliroides (monito del monte), 1711 nucleotides. RefSeq names its product coiled-coil domain containing 28B (gene CCDC28B). Lineage: Eukaryota; Metazoa; Chordata; Mammalia; Microbiotheria; Microbiotheriidae. The transcript is spliced from 5 exons. The record is from RefSeq and is a predicted model, not a curated record. The coding region runs from base 170 to 703 and encodes 177 amino acids.